UUGCUUGGGGUUUGGAUUUUUUUUCUUUGACUUAAAUGAUGCGUCUACUUAAGAUUUACAGCCCUAUAUAAAACGUUUUACUACAAUCAGAGCGUUUAAGUGAAAGUUUAGAGAGCAGAAGAGUGUUCAACGCUUUGUGCUCUACACUGUUUUAACCCUUAUGAGCCACCAUCCGCGACGCCACCCACAUGAUCAAGUCAGUUGACAAGGCAAAACACUGGGGAUCGUAAAGGCUGUCGACAUGGACCAUCAACGGAUUGACAGAGUUGGUCUUCUGUCUCCCCUGGAGGAGUCCAGCGCCGAGAUAAGCAGAGACAGCGGUAUCGUCUCCCAAAGUGCGAGUAGUUUGUCCAUGGUGAGCGAAAUCAGCAGCGGUACCGUGUCGCAGAGCCCCAGUUUUGGUGCAGCAGCUAAUGUUAUCCAUCAGAGUCCGAGCCUCAACGAAGCAGCGGAGCCCCAGACAGCUGACCAGCACGUCCCAGAGCAGGAUGACGAAGUCCUGAGAGACACGGCCCUCAGCUACGCCUCUUACAUCAGAGAGACAGCUGGAGAAGAGAUACUGUGCUUGGAGAAGAGCUUGGAAGAAAUGCUGACAAGAGUAGAUGAGUUUGUUGGAAUGCUGGAUAUGAUCCGCAAUGACACUUCCCAGAUAGUGAAUGAAAACCUACCUCAAAUCCAGCAGAAGUCUAUUGAAAUGAGACAAAUAUACAGACGAAUUGAUAAGUUAGAGGCCUUUGUAAAGAUGGUGGGAUCCAAUGUCAGUGCCAUGGAGGAGCAAGUCAUACAGGCAGAGGGAGAAUUAGGAACACUACCAAGUGCUUUCAAGAAGAUCCUCCGCACAAUGACUACUCCAGGCUUCUUAAGUAAACCAGCCAACCUAAGAAGACCAGCACAACAUCAGCAACAAGAGAUCCCCAGUGUGUUCCGGACAGAUGAUUAUUUCACAUCACAGCCAGAACAGUGACAUGCUAGAUCGUUUAAUGCAUAAUGUGGUUCUAACCUCAGAGGCCUGUUUGCUGACACUCUAGAGACAUUUUUUACUGCCAUCCAUUGCAAGAGGAUCUAUUGCAAGGGGAUCUAUUGGUGCAGUGGCCUCAACAAAGCAAUAGUAGCCUUUCUGAACAUGGCACUGGAUGUCAAGUGUGAAGACAUUCUGCAUCUUUGACUGUUGUUUUCCUGGCAGCAGAAAUGACUUAACUGUAGCAAAAUUAUUUUUAAGUGCCUAAACGGGUCUUAAUUCUGUUAGUCUUGCUUUCACUAAUUGUGAAGAAAACAUUGUCAGAUGUUAAUUUGUGACAAGUCAGGAGAACAAAGUCAUCUCACUGUAAAGAAGGUACAAAAAGGGGAGCUGUAAAGAUCUUAAGAUGUAUUACAUGAAGAAUUAACCCAACUUUUUUAUAAAUUACAUUCUUCUUAUUGGUAUUUGUAAAGACUGGCACGCUGUUAUAAAUUAAUCUGUAUUUCUAACAUCUCAUCACCCUACCCAAGCGAUAUUGAUGUUACCCACUUAAGCAUUUAAUGUCUUCCAUGUCAAAAUAUUCACUUUAUUGCUAUCCUGACUGUUUACUAUGGGUGACUGUUCUGGCACUGAUAUGACUUCAUUUUUGAAUGCAACUUAUAAAAGAACAAAGCACAAUGGGUAGGGUAGGGUAAGACUUGAUUGAUCCCACAAUGGGGAAAUGUCGAUGAGUUGUUAGUUUCACAAGUUAAGCUGUUGGAUGAAUUAAGGUCUGGACCAGUGAUGGAGAUGCAAUUCAGUUUUGUAACAAUAACUGGAGGAAUUUGGACAUCGUCCUUGAGUGACAACUGCACCCUCAAGGUUUGAGGUGGCCCCCCGCUUACCUUUCCUACCAGCUUUAGUCAAUAUUAGUCACAGCUAUUCAAUAUUUUCUUUAAUUUUUUUGUCAAAAUAGUUUGAAAUAAAGAGGUUUCAUUCACAGGUUAAUUUUGGUUUACGUUUUUACAAUAAUCACGUCUCUUUUUCUUUCCUUUCAAUUUUGGCAAUGUGGGUUUACAAGCCGGAGCUGGGUUUUUCAGGCAGCCCGUUAGUCUGCAUAUAAAUCCCAUCUCCUUUAUUAAGAUCGAAAGGGUUUAAUAC
This is a messenger RNA of Monopterus albus (swamp eel), 2098 nucleotides long. RefSeq names its product biogenesis of lysosomal organelles complex-1, subunit 4, cappuccino (gene bloc1s4). The record is from RefSeq and is a predicted model, not a curated record. The transcript is spliced from 5 exons. The coding region runs from base 242 to 964 and encodes 240 amino acids. Gene Ontology annotation, cellular component: BLOC-1 complex. Lineage: Eukaryota; Metazoa; Chordata; Actinopteri; Synbranchiformes; Synbranchidae.